AUGGCUACCAAAACACUCCCAUUCUUGUUAACUCUCCUAUUUCUGCUUCAAUUCCACUCCUCGGUAGGGCAAAAUGCAGUUAGAGCUGGAUAUUGGUUUCCUGGCAGUGGAUUCCCAGUUUCCAGCAUAAAUUCCACCCUUUUCACUCACCUUUUCUGUGCAUUUGCUGAUCUUGAUCCCCAAACUAACCGAGUUGUCAUCUCAUCAGCAAACCAGGGUCAAUUCUCUACCUUCACACGAACUGUCCAACAGAAGAAUCCUUCAGUCAAGACCCUCUUAUCUAUCGGUGGAGGGAGUGCAGAUGAGGCUGCCUUUGCUAGAAUGGCAAGCCAAGCCAGUUCACGCAAAUCAUUCAUCGACUCUUCAAUCAAUUUAGCAAGGUCUAAUAACUUUCACGGCCUGGACCUCGACUGGGAGUAUCCAUCCACCACUAGUCAGAUGACCAACUUGGGCUUACUUCUUGCUGAAUGGAGAGUUGCUGUGGCUAUUGAGUCGAGGAGGACAGGCAACGCUACAUUGCUUCUAUCUGCAGCAGUUUUCCGCUCAUCAGAUUAUUACACCAUCGAUUAUCCAGUCAGGUCUAUAUCAAACAGCCUGGACUGGAUCAAUGUGAUGGCCUAUGACUUCUACGGUCCUGGUUGGUCAAAUGUGACAGGACCACCUGCUGCAUUAUACAACCCUGGGAAGACAUUGAGUGGGGAUUAUGGCAUCACAAGUUGGAUCCAGGCUGGUGUGGCAGCUAAUAAAAUAGUGCUUGGCUUUCCCUUCUAUGGCUGGGCUUGGACGCUUGCAAAUGCUAAUAACAAUGGCUUCUUCGCACCGACUGUUGGACCGGCUAUAUCGAAUGAUGGUGACAUAGGUUAUGCACAGAUCAACAAUUUCAUCGCUCAAAAUGGUGCGAGGGUACUUUACAAUUCGACUUUUGUUUCCAAUUAUUGCUACUCUGGGACAACAUGGAUUGGAUAUGACGAUAGGCAGAGUAUUUCCACGAAAGUCACAUAUGCCAAGAACAGAGGAUUACUCGGUUAUUUUGCCUGGCAUGUUGGUGCUGAUGACAAUUGGGCUCUUUCUCAACAAGCGGCAUCUACAUGGGGAGCAUAG
Molecule: messenger RNA, 1101 nt
Organism: Dovyalis caffra
Lineage: Eukaryota; Viridiplantae; Streptophyta; Magnoliopsida; Malpighiales; Salicaceae
Source: the annotation of a GenBank genome assembly